GCUGUCAUUCUCUGUGAAAAUAGACGCCACCCAAGCAAACGAGGAAAUUUGUUUACUCAAUGUAAAUUACAGCUCACUGCGUCAGUGAACGAAUGAUAGUGAAGUGCAGCUCCAGUACACCAAACUUGGCAGUGCCCAGUGCCCAGUGCCUAACUGCCCAGUUGCAUUAUACACGAACAUUUCUGAAGUGUAGGUGCAGCAAGCCUGAGAGUGUCCAGCCAUAUUAGCAUUGGUGAAGUGUUAAGAGGUCCUCUGGAGGAUCAGGUACGUCCCUGACAUGGCUCCGUCACACAGCGACCAGAGGACCCCCAGCAUGGCGCCUUCCCCAGCCCCCCAGCGCAUCUCAGACCAGGAACAAGAUAAAGAUGCCCUGGAGGAGCUACGAUCCAAUGGGAAAUGGGCGGCAGGAAUAACGAUCCUCAGCUUCAUGUACGGGGACCUGACGGUGGCGAGCCAGCUGCCCCCAGACCCCCGUCAACACUCAUGGCUCCUCAUGAAGUCCCCCUAUCCGGCCCUCAUCGCCUCCCUCCUCUACAUCGCCGUCGUCACCUGGUGGGGGCCCCUCUACAUGCGCUCCAAGCAGCCUGUCUCCGGGUUGAAGCGUGUUAUGAUUGUCUAUAACGCGUUUCAGGUCGUGUUUUCUACCUGGAUUUUUUAUGAGGGUGGCAUGAGUGGCUGGUUCAACAGUUACAAGCUCUUCUGUCAGCCAUGUGACUUCUCUGAUAACCCACAAGCCACGCGGAUGCUGAACAUCGUGUACUGGUACUUCUUCUCCAAGUUCAUUGACUUCAUCGACACUGUGUUCUUCGUGCUCAACAAGAAACAUGAGCACAUCUCGCUGCUCCACGUCACUCACCACUCAUUGAUGCCUUCGAGUGUGUGGUUUGGCGUCCUAUAUCAACCAGGCGGUCACAGCACCUUCAUGGGGUUCCUGAACGCCUUCGUCCACGCCGUCAUGUACUCGUACUACCUGCUGGCGGCCAUGGGGCCCCGAGUCCGUCCCUUCCUCUGGUGGAAGAAGUACCUCACCACCCUCCAGAUGGUCCAGUUCACAGCCAUAUUCUUCCACUCUCUCUCGCUGAUGUUCCUGGAGUGUGAUGUGCCGUCAGUGUUCGUACGGUGGCUCUGUGGCUUCGCUGCUCUCUUCUUCAUCCUCUUCACUGACUUCUACAUCAAGGCGUACCGGAAACGCGGCAAGGACCAGGGAGAAGCUCGAGGAAACGGAAGAAGAGACUACCUUACAAACAUGUGUUACAUUGGUGCGCCAGUCGGGUUAAUAAAUGGUAUGUCUAACAACGUCCCAAAGCAGAUGACCAACGAUAUCUUCCACAGCUCAUCCUCGGAUAUUGCAAAUGGCGUUACCAAGAGGUCACCCAACAGUAUUCCCGAGGACUCAAGUAAUGGCGAGCCUGUGGGUGCGUCCCUCUAUGUUCCUCAACACCUUCCUCCACAUCUUCAGGAAAACAUGAGAUUGCGAAAUCUAAUCAGACAGUAGGUGAUUGGGUUCCUUUCGGUGCUGCUCAUUCCAUAAGGGACAAAUCUGGGCAAAUGACGUUGGUGUAACAUUGAAACAUCGUUGAUUUAACGUUAGUAGAGCAUAUUGUGUCCAGUGGAUUAUAUUUGGUCCUCUGGCAGCUGUGAGAUGCCAUUGAUAUCUGCUAAGACCGCCACCAGAUGCCUCCGCAAACAUAGGUGCCUGCUAAAGCCACACGCAGACGCCUACCAAGACUGGUUAUGUCUUGUCAACCGAGACAAGACCACCACACAAAUAUCAAAGCAACAUGUCGCUUGUCACAAAGAUGGUUUAUUGCGAAACUUUCUAGAUCUCAAGAUCAACAUUCUAAACAUUUGAUCUUAAGGUCAGUUCACAAGGCACCUCAGAUCUUAAGGUCAACUCAGGAAGCACUACAUAUCCUUAAGGUCAAUUCACGAGGCUCUCUAGAUCUCAAGUUCAACUGAAGAAGCACUCUUAAUCUUAACAAUUUACAAUGUUGUCGUAAAUGAUUGUUUACUUUUCAUUGUGAAAGCUUUACAUGGAUUUUCAGAAUCAAUGAAUCGUUUCUGAUUAAAAUAAUGUAAUAAAUGAAGGUUUCCUUUUGCUUGUACUAAGUAAACUAUAAGCGAGGGACCACUAGGAACUGAUAUUAUUAACAUUUUCACAACACAGUUGCUUAGUUAUAAUUGUCUCAUAAUUUCUAGAUAUAGAUACUAAGUUAAUAUCCAAUCAUAGAAUAGAUCUUAGUUGACAGUCUUUAAUUACUUUUAGGUGAAUCCCUUCAGUAUUUUUUUUUAUAUUGUAAAUCUAUUUUAAAAUCAAUUCCAGACAGGGUUCACUUAUAUUAUUAAGAAGGAACCUGUUGGAUCUGACUGUAAGAGUUAAUGGUUUCCCAUAGUCGAGGAUAGGAAGCCUGUGUAAGCUUAACGGAGUAGCGAACCUAUGGCACGUGUGCCCCAAGUGGCAUGUAAACACACGAGACACAUGUGUGUUUAGCUCUCGGUACCCAACAGUCAUUGGCAUACUCGGCUCACAACUAAUUGGUAAUCGGUUCGAUUCCUGUAUAGGACGUAGCUUUUAUGGACGUUUUUUUGUACAUUUCGAAGCCUCUGUUUCACCCUAGCAGUAACUAGGUGCCUGAGAGUUGGUUAACUGUUAUGGGUCAUCUUGGGGAAGGGUGUCGUACACCCUUCGCGGGAGGGGCCAGAUGAAGAGGCUCAGGAGGGGCGGGGGGUCCUCGUCGAACUUGAUAGGCUUCCUGUUUCUUGAUAGGCUAUGAUGAAGAAAACGAUUACAGUGCAAAGCUCUUUGUGAUUUCUUGUUAAUUUUGACCACAAUGCAGCAGUAUUUUUUUAAACCCAUUUAUUGUCUCUUUAUUAUUUUCUAUAUACUCGCCUAACUGUAUUUGUGGGAGGUUGAGCCACGGCUCUUGGGUCCCCACCUCUCAAUCCAUAAUAGACUGGUGAAUAGAUUCCAAAGCCAAGGCUGUGUCAUAGCUACAUUUAAAGCUGUAUAUGGAGUCUGCCUCCACCACUUCAUCUAUGUAUCCGUGCCUAAACACAUUUGUUUAGUUAAUAUUGCCACUGUAUUAUAUUUACGAGUUAUGUUCCCUCCAGAUAUGUCUAUAGCUUACAGGUACUGCGGUAUUAAAUAUACUGUUUUAUACAUUGUAAAUCUUAUAAAUAUAUUAGCAAUGUUC
Procambarus clarkii (red swamp crayfish) is the source of this 3194-nucleotide messenger RNA. Its product is annotated as very long chain fatty acid elongase 7. NCBI's taxonomy places the organism in Eukaryota, Metazoa, Arthropoda, Malacostraca, Decapoda, Cambaridae. Gene Ontology annotation, molecular function: fatty acid elongase activity. The record is from RefSeq and is a predicted model, not a curated record. Gene Ontology annotation, biological process: fatty acid elongation, polyunsaturated fatty acid; sphingolipid biosynthetic process; fatty acid elongation, monounsaturated fatty acid. Gene Ontology annotation, cellular component: endoplasmic reticulum membrane.